AUGACAUCCUCCGUCUUUUUCAAGUUCAAAUCUCAAAAGGAGCCUACUAGAGUCGAGUUUGAUGGCACCGGUAUCUCAGUAUUUGAGCUGAAGCGUGAGAUUAUCACAAAGAGUGGCCUAGGCGAUGGUACCGAUUUUGACUUGCAUAUUUAUACCGAUGAUAACAGCGAAGAAUACGAUGAUGACACGACUAUUAUUCCAAGGUCAACGACAGUCAUUGCGCGACGCCAGCCUGCUCUUAAGCCAGGCGCAGGUCGUGCAGCUCGUUAUGUGUCUGGGAAAAUGCCGGUGACAGCCAAGAACGCUGGCCGCAAGGAACAAGCAGCGAAGGCCUCCUCAUCCAAACCCAGCUCCGAUGCCAUCAGCCAGAUGAACAAUGCUAUGACUGAAGAGGAGAAAAUGGCUGCCAUGUUUGCAGCACAAACCGAACAAUGGUCUGCUCAACAAGAGGAAAUGUCUCACCAAACACCCGUGUUCAAAGCUGGUGCGAAGAGACCGGCAAAUGUCCCCGACCAUGACCCCCCGAACGGGUACAUCUGCUACCGAUGUGGUAACAAAGGUCAUUGGAUCCAACUAUGUCCUACUAAUGAUGACCCUGAAUUUGACAACCGCCCGCGUGUCAAACGAACCACGGGUAUCCCACGUUCAUUCCUGCAAAAGGUAGACAAGUCUGUUGUCCUUGCGCAAACUGAGGGUGAUGAAUCCAAGCGUCCGUCAGGUAUCAUGGUCAAUGCCGAGGGGGAUUUUGUUAUUGCUGAGCCCGACAAGGCUUCGUGGGAGCAGUUCCAGGCCAAAGCCAAGUCUUCAUCUACGGCUAACGCACCGCUAGCUGAGAACAAGGAGAUUCAGGAACAGGGCUUGGAGUGUUCGAUUGACAAGAAGAUGUUCAUAGAGCCAAUGAAGACUCCAUGCUGUCAGAAGACCUUUUGUAAUGAUUGCAUAACUAAUGCUCUCAUCGAAAGCGACUUCGUCUGCCCUGCCUGCCAGUCAGAAGGCGUAUUGAUUGAUGACCUUCAGCCAGAUGAAGAAACUUCUAAGAAGAUUCAAGAGUAUUUGAAGGAAAAAGAAACGGCCAAAACUCCUCCGCCCCCGUCGCCUAAGACUUUGGAAGAUGCCAAGUCAGAUGGCGAGAAGCAGGAGAAGUCAAAAGAAGAGACUAUCGACAAUCUGGAGCAAAAGGCUGAGAAUGAACCAAGUGACAAGUCUAAGGACUCGCCCGUCAAUGAAAAGCCAAAGUCGCCGGUGUCUCAAAUUGCAACUGUCAAUUCCCCUCCCGCGGGUCCUAAGAACCUUGUAUCCGCGUCUCAAGAUACGAACAAACAACUAGAUAUGCCCAGAACGACAGAUACCAACUCCAAGAAACGGCCCGCAGAUGAUAUUCUUGACAACCCGAGGAUUCCCAAGGGCCCCAAGGCCAUGCAGAACCAGCAGAACCAGCAGAACCAGCAGAAUAUGAUGAACGGCAUGGGCAUGAAUGGGACGGGCAUGAACAUGGGCAUGAAUAAUAUGAUGUUCAAUGGAAUGCCCAUGAUGCCCAACAUGAUGGGUAUGCCAAACAUGGGUAAUAUGAAUAUGGGCAUGCCAAAUAUGAAUAUGAUGGGAAUGCCUAACAUGAUGGGAAUGCCUGGGUUCCCUGGCAUGAAUGGCGGAUUCGGUGGCAUGCCUGGUUGGGACAUGGGCAUGAACGGCAUGAACGGAAUGAAUGGCAUGGGUAACAUGAAUGGAGGAAUGAACGGCUUUCAGAACGGCAACUUUGGACAGGGUGCUGGUGCGGACGAAGACGCCUACUUUCGUAAGCCAGUCAACCCUCAUCGACACCAGAACAAACAGCGAAGAGUGCGACCAAGCGACUACCGAGAGCUCUGA
Messenger RNA from Fusarium redolens, 1866 nucleotides. RefSeq names its product DWNN domain-containing protein. Bases 1 to 1866 code for a protein of 621 amino acids. The record is from RefSeq and is a predicted model, not a curated record. Gene Ontology annotation, cellular component: nucleus. Gene Ontology annotation, molecular function: zinc ion binding; ubiquitin protein ligase activity; nucleic acid binding. NCBI's taxonomy places the organism in Eukaryota, Fungi, Ascomycota, Sordariomycetes, Hypocreales, Nectriaceae. Gene Ontology annotation, biological process: ubiquitin-dependent protein catabolic process; protein ubiquitination; mRNA processing. The transcript is spliced from 3 exons.